Molecule: messenger RNA, 1507 nt
Organism: Hymenoscyphus albidus
Lineage: Eukaryota; Fungi; Ascomycota; Leotiomycetes; Helotiales; Helotiaceae
Source: the annotation of a GenBank genome assembly
CAAAAUUCUCCGGAGGCCGCAGAUCCCAAAAAGCUUCGUUGCUUCGGAUAUAUUGCUGUUGCAGGGACGAAGUAUUUCUCCGUCCAGACAAUGGACAGUAUAAUUUGGGUUGCUUGCGGCGCGGCGCGGUCGUCGACCGUCUGGCAUCCUCCUAGGAGAUUGAGAGAUUAGCUGGUUGGUUUUUGAGUUAGCUGGUUUGUUUUAAGAUGUCGUCUGUUCUCUUCCCAAAGACCUCUCUCUCUUUUUGCUCUCCAUCCACGUAUUUGGAUAACCCACUGUCAUUAUCUCCCAUACAUCACAUCGAGAAUACCCCAUAGAAGAAGAGAAAAGAAGCACAGUCUUCGUCCAGUCCUUACUUCCCAUCUUCUCAAUCAAGAAACGAAUUAACCUUCCCAAAAAUGUUGUUCUCCACCACCCUCGCAGCAACAGCUGUCAUCUCCCUCGCCAACGCAGCAGUUAUGGGAAAGAGAGCCCUCAUAGGAGAAGCAACAUUCUACGGCGGAAAUGUCCAAGGAGGAACCUGUUCUUUCUCAACUUACACCAUUCCCUCCUCUCUCUACGGCGCCGCGCUCUCAGAUUCGAACUGGGAUAACUCUGCAAAUUGCGGUGCUUGUAUCUCAGUGACCGGUCCUUCAGGAAAUGCCGUAACCGCAAUGGUGCGUACAUUUACUAUCAAAAUCUCCGGCUGGAUAGAUAGCAUACUAACAAGGUUAAAUUUAUAGAUUGUAGAUCAAUGUCCAGGCUGUGGCACAAACCACCUCGAUCUCUUCCCAACCGGAUUUUCCGCCCUCGCAGACCCUUCAAAGGGUAUCAUCCCCGUAUCAUGGUCAUACGUCGAUUGCCCCAUCACCGGCCCCCUUCAAUUGCACAAUAAAGAGGGGGUGUCGGCUAACUGGUUCAGCAUGCAAGUCGUCAACGCCAACAAAGCAGUAAAAAGCUUGGAGGUCUCGACCGAUGGAGGCAGCACCUGGAAGUCGACAAGUAGACAAACAUACAAUUUCUUCGAGAACUCUGCUGGAUUCGGGACCACGACUGUUGAUGUCAAGGUGACUAGUUCGAGUGGGGAAACUGUUGUUGUGAAGAAUAUUGUCGUUUCGCCGGGGGCUAGUACCACUGCUGGUUCGAACUUUGGAUCUUCUGGAAAUGUGGUUGCUGCUGCUCCACCCCCAGUAUUACCCCCAUCUCCACCUGCUACUCCUGUUUUGGAAGCUCCUGUUUUGGAAGCUCCUGUUGUCCCUACACCUGCGCCUGUGGUACUGGCUACACCAAAUGCCCCAGCACUUACCACUACCAGCUCUUCCAAGAAGGCAACUACUCUAGCUUGGAUACCCAAACCAACUUCUGUCGAGUUGGAUGCUUGUGGACAAGAGAUUUGAGUCUUGUGAGAAUUGAAACGAUGAAGAAAGGUGAUGCUGUAACGAAAUUAAUUUCGAUGUAUAUAAUUACUAGAUCUGGUCCCCAAUGGCAGGAACCAGGGAUGAUGCCAAAUACAAAAUGUAUCACUUGA